Molecule: messenger RNA, 1308 nt
Organism: Salvia splendens (bonfire salvia)
Lineage: Eukaryota; Viridiplantae; Streptophyta; Magnoliopsida; Lamiales; Lamiaceae
Exons: 4
Coding region: 1-1308 (435 amino acids)
Molecular function (GO): nucleic acid binding
Source: RefSeq, a predicted model, not a curated record
AUGGAGAAUGUGGUGGUCCGGGUGUUGGACCCUGAUCAGGAGCAGCAGGGCAGUGGCAGUGGCAGUGGCAGUGGCAGGGGCAGGUUUCUUCUACAUCGAAGUACGGCUGGAGUGCUGCCAAGAGGUUCUUCUGCAGAGGCAUCCAAAAGAUUCAAUAUUCACAAAAGGACAGCAGAGAGAAUUUGGCACAUCAGUAAGCAGCAGAUAGACAGAGGGGAACAUGUCAUGAUGCAAGACAAAGCAACAGGUUAUCAACACAAAGAUAAACUCAUGUUAGAUGAAGACAAGUUUAGAAACAUGUCCAUGCUUGAGAGAUCAACCAUAAGGAAGGUUGCUUCUAAGAUGGAAGUAAGCAAGACAGCAAUUGGUAGAUUUCUUAAGAGUAAUCAGUUGAAACCUCACACAAGUGCUAUCAAGCCUACACUUACUGAAACCAACAAAAUUGCAAGGAUGAAAUGGUGUCUUUCUCAUAUUCAGCCAACACUAGCUGAAGGUAAACUUCUUUACCAUUCAAUGCACAACAUUGUUCAUAUUGACGAGAAAUGGUUCUACAUGACAAAGACAUCAGAUAGAUACUACCUUUUGCCGGAUGAAGAUGUGCCAUACAAGUCCUGUAAGUCCAAGAGAUUCAUCACUAAAGUGAUGUUCAUGGCUACUGUCAGUAGGCCACUUUGUGGGCCUGAUGGAGAAAUCAUAUUCGAUGGUAAAAUAGGCUUAUUCCCAUUCACAGAACAAAUACUAGCCCAAAGAAGUUCAAAGAACAGGACAGAAGGGACACUUGAGACAAAGCCUAUUCAAUCAAUUACCAAGGAAGUCAUGACAGCUUGUCUCCUAAACCAGAUUAUACCAACAAUCAAGGCCAAAUGGCCAGCCAAUGCAAGCAAGAAGAUUUUCAUACAGCAAGAUAAUGCCAAACCUCACCUUAGAGCUGCUGAUCAACAGUUUGAGUCACUUGCUAGUACUGAUGGGGCAAUACAGUCACUUCAAGAUGAUAAGAUGGCCACAAGUGUAGAUGACUUGCUUAGGAAUGUGUUUACCUCAUUUGAAGAACUCUCACCACAGACUCUGAAUAGAGUAUUCAUCACAUUGCAAAGCUGUUUGACAGCAAUAUUACAAGUGCAAAAGAAGAAUGACUACAAGAUCCCUCAUUUAAACAAGGACAGAUUACACAGAACAGAGGGGCUGCCUUUACAACUUCAGGUUGAAGAGGGUUUGGUGAGAGAGAGCUUGGAGUACCUAAAGCUGCCUGAAAACAACACUGGGGACACAUAUGACAUAGGGCGGCUUAACCAUGCUUUAGGGUACUAG